Messenger RNA from Salvia miltiorrhiza (redroot sage), 2479 nucleotides. Its product is annotated as polyadenylate-binding protein-interacting protein 12-like. Lineage: Eukaryota; Viridiplantae; Streptophyta; Magnoliopsida; Lamiales; Lamiaceae. The record is from RefSeq and is a predicted model, not a curated record. The transcript is spliced from 10 exons. Gene Ontology annotation, molecular function: RNA binding. The coding region runs from base 441 to 1475 and encodes 344 amino acids.
GAAACCUCAAUUGUCCACUUUUCUCUCUCUAAAACCCACCCAAAAAAAAAAAAGCCACAGCUAAAACGGACGAUCCGAAGAGAAACCUCAAUUACCCAUUUUUCUCUCUCUAAAACCCUCUUCUGUCUGUGUCUAUAUACUUGCACUAUUCCUUCUCUCUCUGUACAUAUCUUCUCCUUGCAGACUCAGUAAAAUAUUCUUACAAAUACUAUAAAAUAAACCCAAAAAUUAAAAGGAAAAGGCGUGCUCUGUUUUUUGCCUCUCUUCUUUUUUAAUAAUUCUGGUCUUGAUAUCUUAGCUCACGAUCUUCCAGUUUAAUUGCUCAAAUGGAGACAAUUUAGAAGUACUCGACCCAUCAGACCCGUGUGGAAAAAUAAAAAGAGAAAAAAAAACUGUCAAAUAAAGUGAAAAAAACGUGAUUCUCGCGAAGGCGUUUGAUCAUGGCCGUGGUGGAGAAUGCCGGUGCUAACGCGAUUACGUCAUCGAAUCGCGAUAACGACGCCGCGGAUCACCACCAGCAGUCGACGAACAAAGCCGCGGCGGCGGCAGCGGCUAACGGCCAGUCAACAAAGCCCGCUGAUCAGAGUUUCCUUCUGGUGCCGCAGAAGAUACCUAACGGCCACCAUCAGCUGCCCGUCAACGGAAAUGGGGUCUCUUUGGAGAAGAAGUUGGAUGGGGAGAUAGAUGAUGGAGGGGAAGGGUUUAAGAAGGAGAUGAGGGAUUUGGAGGAAAUGCUGUCCAAGUUGAAUCCGAUGGCGAAGGAAUUCGUGCCGCCCUCCCUCUCAGCCUUCGGUGGUGGUGGCGGUCCGCACAAGUUGCUGGUACCCCCACAUGCUGCUGCGGUUGCGGCGGCUGCGGCGGGCCAUUUUGGGUUCAACGCUACUGGUUUUGUAAUGCAGCAGCAGGUUAACUCGGGAGUUCCCACUGCCAAUUCUUUUAGAAGGAAGAAAAAUGGCUUUGUUAAUGGAAAGCGGAGGAUGAAUAGCCGAACAAGCAUGGCUCAAAGAGAGGACGUGAUUAGGCGGACGGUGUAUGUCUCUGACAUUGAUCACCAGGUUACUGAAGAGCAACUGGCAGCGCUUUUCAUUAACUGUGGACAGGUUGUGGAUUGCCGUGUUUGUGGUGACCCCAAUUCCGUUCUUCGUUUUGCCUUCAUUGAAUUCACUGAUGAGGAAGGGGCAAGGAAUGCUCUGAGCUUGGCUGGAACUAUGCUCGGUUUUUAUCCUGUGAGAGUGCUACCCUCCAAAACUGCAAUUGCCCCUGUUAAUCCAACAUUUUUGCCAAGGUCUGAGGAUGAAAGGGAGAUGUGUGCAAGAACUAUCUACUGCACAAACAUUGAUAAAAAGGUCACUCAAGCAGAUGUCAAACUCUUCUUCGAGUCUAUUUGUGGAGAGGUUUAUCGUUUGAGGUUGCUCGGUGAUUAUCAUCAUUCAACUCGUAUAGCUUUUGUGGAGUUUGUGAUGAAAUAUAUAUAAGCGGACAAGUUAUACAGCGUUUAGCCUGUGCCGAAAGUAAAAGAUGUGCUCCUGUCAGUUCAGCUUACAUGACAUCAAAUCUCCUUUCAAAUUUCUCCUUUGGUUGAAUAAGUCGCACUAAAGGCUAAUAAUAUUUAUUCUUUCAACUUAUUUGCUCUUAAAGUAGCAGAUAAUCAACCUUCUACAUAUUGUAUUGCAUAAUUAGAGGCCUCUUGUUGAUGAACUUUUCGAUAAAUCCCACAUCGCCAAUCCUCUUCAACAUAUUAAAGCAUCAUUCACUAGUUAAUGUCAUUUGAUAUGUAGACGAACUAAUAGGAGUAUGGAAGUUGGACAUGCUAUAGAAGUUACCAUUAUGUUUCUAUUUUUGUUAUAUAUGAGCUUGUAAAAUACCUUGCUUUAUUGUGCCAUGCUCAACCACACAAAUUUGUUUCGACACGUUUGGUUCACAAAAGAUGCAGUGCUGUUGUUGCCCUCUUGUUGUACAUGUUUUUUCACUUUUUCCUUGUUCUUCAGCUUUUUAAUCUAAGAAGCUUCUUCUAGUGUGAGUCAGGAAGCUGAAAAACAAAUGUUAAUAGUCAGUGAAGAAAUACUUUAAUGAUUUCUUCUGUUUGAUAAUUUUACUCAUAACUCAUAUUUGGGAGUCUAUAAUAGUCAACCAUGAUAUCUGUUUGAUGCAAUAUAGAAACAUUCUCUUAAAUAUAUCUGUGAUUUUUACUGGUGAGAUUUUGCUUCAUGUCAAAGGUAAAAAAAUUUCGGGAUGAUUAUCCUGGAUUGUGCUGCAUAUGACGUUAGCCCUGCUCCUAUGUUUUUCCCUAAUUCAUUUAAGGAUAGAAGUAUUGACUGAACAGAGCUUCAGCUGAGAGAGAAGUUGUGAAUGAGAGAAUGGCUGCUUGUUAAUUCGGAAGAUAUGCUAUGUUAUGUUUAGUGUUGUUAUAGGUUAAGUUAGUUCGUUUUCUUUUGUUGUAGUUGACUUUCAGCAUUUAAUAGGCUCUGAUUUCCAAUAA